Messenger RNA from Chrysochloris asiatica (Cape golden mole), 2551 nucleotides. It is a transcript of the gene ABCF1, whose product is annotated as ATP-binding cassette, sub-family F (GCN20), member 1. Bases 20 to 2551 code for a protein of 843 amino acids. Gene Ontology annotation, molecular function: ATP hydrolysis activity; ATP binding. NCBI's taxonomy places the organism in Eukaryota, Metazoa, Chordata, Mammalia, Afrosoricida, Chrysochloridae. The transcript has 25 exons. The record is from RefSeq and is a predicted model, not a curated record.
AUCCGUAACUGCCACCGCGAUGCCGAAGGCGCCUAAGCAGCAGCCGCCGGAGCCCGAGUGGAUCGGGGACGGAGAGAGCACGAGCCCCGCAGAGAAAGUGGUGAAGAAAGGAAAGAAGGACAAGAAGACCAAAAAGACGUUCUUUGAAGAGCUGGCAGUAGAAGAUAAGCAAGCUGAGGAAGAAGAGAAAGCACUCAAGGAGAAGGAGCAGCAACAGCAGCAGCAGCAGCAGCAGCAGCAAAAAAAGAAGCGAGACACCCGAAAAGGCAGGCGGAAGAAAGAUGUGGAUGAUGAUGGAGAGGAGAAAGAACUCAUGGAGCGCCUUAAGAAGCUCUCAGUGCCAGCCAGUGAUGAGGAGGAUGAGGUACCUGUUCCAGUACCCCGAGGAGGGAAGAAAACCAAGGGCGGUAAUGCUUUUGCAGCCCUAAUUCAGGAUCAGAGUGAGGAAGAUGAGGAGGAAGAAGAAAAAUGUCCUCCUAAGCCUGCGAAGCCUGAGAAGAAUCGGAUCAAUAAGGCUGUAUCUGAAGAACAGCAACCCGGCCUCAAGGGCAAAAAAGGAAAGGAAGAAAAGUCGAAGGGGAAGGCCAAGCCUCAAAAUAAAUUUGCAGCUCUGGAGAGUGGAGAGGAUGAUGAUGAAGAAAUAAUGAAAGAAAAGGAGCCACCCAGACAAGGAAAGGAGAAGGGCAAGAAAGCAGAGAAAGCUUCAGAAGAAGAAGGGGAAGAAGAGGAGGAAGGUGGAGAGCCCAAGGCAGAUGAUCCUUAUGCUCACCUCAGCAAAAAGGAGAAGAAAAAGCUGAAGAAACAGAUGGAGUAUGAGCGUCAAGUAGCUUCAUUAAAAGCAGCCAAUGCUGCGGAAAAUGACUUCUCUGUGUCCCAGGCAGAGGUGUCCUCCCGUCAAGCCAUGUUAGAAAAUGCGUCUGACAUCAAGCUAGAGAAGUUCAGCAUCUCGGCCCACGGCAAGGAGUUAUUUGUCAACGCAGACCUGUACAUUGUAGCUGGCCGCCGCUAUGGGCUGGUGGGACCCAAUGGCAAGGGCAAGACCACGCUUCUCAAGCACAUUGCCAAUCGAGCCCUGAGCAUCCCUCCCAACAUCGACGUGCUGCUAUGUGAGCAGGAGGUGGUAGCUGAUGAGACACCAGCAGUGCAGGCUGUGCUGCGAGCCGACACCAAGCGGCUGAAGCUGCUGGAAGAGGAGCGGCGGCUUCAGGGGCAACUGGAACAGGGAGAUGAUGCAGCUGCAGAGCGCCUAGAGAAGGUAUAUGAGGAGCUGCGAGCUACAGGGGCUGCAGCUGCGGAGGCCAAGGCACGACGUAUCCUGGCUGGUCUGGGCUUUGACCCUGAAAUGCAAAACAGGCCCACACAGAAGUUCUCGGGGGGCUGGCGCAUGCGUGUCUCCCUGGCCAGGGCACUGUUCAUGGAGCCCACACUGCUGAUGCUGGAUGAGCCCACUAACCACCUGGACCUCAAUGCGGUCAUUUGGCUCAACAACUACCUCCAGGGCUGGAGGAAGACAUUGCUGAUUGUCUCUCACGACCAGGGCUUCCUGGAUGAUGUCUGUACCGAUAUCAUCCAUCUUGAUGCCCAGCGUCUCCAUUACUACAGGGGCAAUUACAUGACCUUCAAGAAGAUGUACCAGCAGAAGCAGAAAGAACUGCUAAAACAAUAUGAGAAACAAGAGAAAAAGCUGAAGGAGCUGAAGGCAGGGGGCAAGUCCACCAAGCAGGCAGAAAAGCAAACAAAGGAAGCCCUGACUCGAAAGCAGCAGAAAUGCAGACGGAAAAACCAGGAUGAAGAAUCCCAGGAGGCCCCUGAGCUCCUAAAGCGCCCCAAGGAAUACACUGUGCGCUUCACGUUCCCAAACCCCCCACCCCUCAGCCCUCCUGUGCUGGGUCUGCACGGUGUGACAUUUGGCUAUGAGGGGCAGAAGCCACUCUUUAAGAACCUGGACUUCGGCAUCGAUAUGGACUCAAGGAUUUGCAUCGUGGGCCCAAAUGGUGUGGGGAAGAGUACCCUACUCCUGCUGCUGACGGGCAAGCUGACCCCAACCCGAGGGGAAAUGAGAAAGAAUCACCGGCUGAAAAUUGGCUUCUUCAACCAGCAGUAUGCAGAGCAGCUACGUAUGGAGGAGACACCCACUGAGUACCUACAGCAUGGCUUCAACCUGCCCUACCAGGAUGCCCGAAAGUGCUUGGGCCGCUUCGGCCUGGAGAGUCAUGCCCACACCAUCCAGAUCUGCAAACUCUCUGGUGGACAGAAAGCCCGAGUUGUGUUUGCAGAGCUGGCCUGCCGGGAGCCUGAUGUCCUCAUCUUGGAUGAGCCAACCAAUAAUUUGGACAUUGAGUCUAUUGAUGCUCUUGGGGAAGCCAUCAAUGAAUACAAAGGUGCGGUGAUAGUCGUCAGCCACGAUGCCCGACUUAUCACAGAAACCAACUGUCAGCUGUGGGUGGUGGAGGAGCAGAGCGUCAGCCAGAUUGACGGUGACUUUGAGGACUACAAGCGGGAGGUGCUGGAGGCCUUGGGUGAAGUCAUAGUUAACCGGCCUCGAGAGUGA